UCUAAUUUCAGUUCCUUGGUGGUCGGGUAAUGUGGCGUGGUAAUAAGGCCAGGUACGGUUACACGCGGCUGCCAAAGAAGCUGCCGCUUUCAUGAAUAAUUAAGAGAAGGUCGCGGCUACCUGUUCUUACCGGCGCGUUUGAGCUGGCUCAGCGAAGAGAACGGAGGAAGAGUGCGGAGAAACAUGGACCUGUCGGUCCUGCCGAACAAUAACCACCCGGAGAAGUUCCUCCAGCUGGACGUGAACACGCUGCCGGCCAGCCACGGGAUGUUCGACCGCGUGGGGUUCGCCGCGGGAGCGGCAUUGUCCGGGCAACGGCAGUGGCAGAACAGAGUCUACUCACAGCGGGAGGACAGCGCUGUGAACGUGCGAAGCUUGUCCGCGGGGGGUAGCCCCGCGUUUACGGACCGGGUCCUGGAGAAGCACAUCACGCCGGUCACUCUCAAGACCAAAAUCAAGACCAACCCCCUCUACUCCGACCCCAGGGCUGACCGGGACGAGUGGGAGAGCAGGACGCCCAAACCGUCCUGGACCAUCCAGGAUUUCGACAGGCACUCGACGCAACCCGACCUGGCGGGCUAUUUAAAGGAGGAUCCCGGGGAUCUGAGCUUCUGGCUGGAGGAUCUGUACACCCCCGGCUACGACUCCCUUCUGAAGAAGACGGAAGCGGAGCAAAAGAGGAACAAAGUUUGCAAAAUAGUGACUCUGGUUGUUGUGUCCCUGUGCGUCCUCGUUGUGGUCAUCACGGUGCCAAUAGUGGUCACACGGUGAUUAAUGCCAGGAUGCCAACGAACUGAAGCUGCCACCCUGUGGGGUUUUUCCACAAAGACAAUGAUUUAUUCUGUUCGAAAAGAGAGAGAUUUAUUUU
Anguilla anguilla (European eel) is the source of this 868-nucleotide messenger RNA. RefSeq names its product major intrinsically disordered NOTCH2-binding receptor 1-like. Lineage: Eukaryota; Metazoa; Chordata; Actinopteri; Anguilliformes; Anguillidae. Bases 184 to 771 code for a protein of 195 amino acids. The record is from RefSeq and is a predicted model, not a curated record. The transcript has 3 exons.